CCUAAAAAAUCAAAGGUACCCCAGAAUUGUACCAUUGAUCACCGGUGUUGUGAAUGAAUAAUAUUUAAUAUAGAAAAGCGUAGUGAAUCGGUAAAGAGAUGGUUUUUCAAUCGUUGACGUUAUUCGCGCGGUCCAGAGGUCCAGAUGAGUUUUGGCGUAAAAGGAAAAUAUUUAAACUGGCCGCACACUACGUUGGCCGUAAGAGAAACUGCUACAGUAUCGCUAUAAAAUAUGUACAGCGUGCUUUGCGCUACGCUACUCUGAGUAGGAAGCUUAAAAAAGCCGAUAUGUUAAAUCUCUGGAACACAAGGCUCACAGCUGCAUGUGCUGAGCAUGAUUUAACCCUUCGUACAUUCAAGGAGACCUUGAUGCGAAACAACAUUCUGAUCGAUAAAAAGACUCUCGUUGAUCUGGCAAUAUGGGAACCUAGAAGUUUCAAGUCACUGGCUCAAUUAGCAAUUGCCAGAGGCAAGCAGGACGGCCUUAACGAUGUGAUGCAUGUAAAAACACCACCUGGUGUAAUAACCAGGGGAAUGCUUAAGUGAAUUUUGGAGUAUAAAGUGAACUUAAGGUAUAGAGAAUAACAUAGUACUGAGGAGAAGCGAAUGUAAUGUAAUUUAUAAUAUUCACUAAUACAAUAAACAAAAUGAUAAAUAUAUCUAGUGAUCACGCAACAUGUUUAUGACUGAAUCAUUAUUAUCAUUAUUGUUGUUGUUGUACCCAUUUACUCCGUAAAAGAUGAGUAAAUUGCUAUAUUAUACAUACGUUCACGGAUUAACAAUGAUCAUAUUUCUUAAUAGUAAUAACAACCAACACAAUAAGCCUAGCAACUUGCGUCUACUGCUUGGCGUUUACUAUUUGUACGAAAUCUGGCUUUAGAGAAGCA
Messenger RNA from Diprion similis, 886 nucleotides. It is a transcript of the gene mRpL20, whose product is annotated as 39S ribosomal protein L20, mitochondrial. The record is from RefSeq and is a predicted model, not a curated record. The transcript has 3 exons. Gene Ontology annotation, biological process: translation; ribosomal large subunit assembly. Lineage: Eukaryota; Metazoa; Arthropoda; Insecta; Hymenoptera; Diprionidae. Gene Ontology annotation, molecular function: rRNA binding; structural constituent of ribosome. Gene Ontology annotation, cellular component: ribosome. Bases 99 to 545 code for a protein of 148 amino acids.